AUGGAUUUCUGGGUGCAGUUCAGUGCCCAGAGCCAAGCCAAGGAGCGGGUUUUCAGAGCCGCUCAGUAUGCCUGCACUCUGCUCGGCUACACGCUGCAGAAGAAUGGAGCGAGUGCUGAUUUCCUCGCCAGGAUCAAACAGCUCGAGGCUCACAUGAGCCUGGGGCGCAAGCUGUUCCGGCUGGGGAACUCGGCGGACGCCCUGGAGUCGGCGAAGCGAGCCAUCCACCUGUCGGAUGUGGUCUUACGCUUCUGCAUCACCGUCAGCAACCUGAACCGAGCCAUGUACUUCGCCUGCGACAACAUCCUGUGGGCGGGGAAGUCGGGCCUCCUCCCUCACAUGGACCAGGAAAAGUGGAGCCAGCGGUCCUUCAGAUAUUACUUCUUUGCGCUGAUCCUGAACCUGAGCCGGGAUGCCUACGAGAUCCGGCUCCUGAUGGAGCGUGAGGCAUGCGGGAAGCGUCCGAAGGGCAGCGAGACCAGGCACGCGCUCCGAGCAGACAGCAGUCUCCAGCAGCUGGUGCUGAGGCUGAAAGUCCAGCUGCACCUUCUUGUGCAUGUGCUGAGGAGCAACCCCCCUCUGCUUGUGGACGUGGUGAAAAACGCCUGUGAUAUCUUCAUCCCGCUGGACAAGCUGGGGCUGUACAAGACCAACCCGGGCUUUGUGGGGCUGUGCGGCCUUACCUCCUCCAUCCUCUCUAUCCUCACCAUCGUUCACCCCUGGCUCAAACUUAAACCUUAACCGGGAGGACUGGCAGGUUGGUAGAGGGAUGUGGAACCUUCGCCUUUGUUACCGGUUCAAGGCCAGCCCAGGAUGUUAGGGGUCCAAGGUUGCUACUAUCCAGUGGCUGGUAUGCAGUGAAUUUCGGGGCGGGGGCUCGAUCCUAUGAUAGGACAAGCGUUCACGGUCCGCCACCAGAAUUGAUGCUAAUUCACAGCCUUAGCCAGGGAUCGGAUGAACCAUGGAGACUGAGCUCCCCUCUUGUCCCUACAGGAGUUCCAUGCCUCAGUUUCCCAACCUGUAAAGCCAGGAGGUAGCGAGUAGGGGAGGCCUUCGUUGCUGCUGCCCAUGUACUACCUGGUCUAUGGAUACAGAGUGGACUUUGGUCUCCACGGCUGGCCAGCUGGCACCUUUCAAGUGGAAGUCCUGUUUUAAAUAUAACCCUUGAAGUACUGUGAGUAACAAGCGCCUGGAGUUAGUGGCUAGAGACUCCUGAGGUGGAUUGCGAAGCCCCGGUUUAUUAGGAAUGCCAGGUAACUUUGAAAGGUGCCGGGGAAGCUCGCGGAGUAGCGGCACUUAAUGGUGAUGACAUGACAUGGCAUGUCCUUGUGUGCGCUGGCAGAGUGCAGGCUGCAGCAUUCCCAGCCGUUCCUGUUGAUGCCGUCCCCAGUUCUGACACCUCUGCCAUGCCUGGAAACCGUGGAUUUUCCUGCUGCCUUGGCAGCAACAUUAGGUUAGGUUUGAUGGUAGGAAAACAAAGGUAAACAGCAAUAUUCAGUCUCUCCUCCUGCCUCUCCUAUUUGUUUCAGUCUGGCUCUAUUUUUCCAUUGUUUGUUUAUAAAGCACGUAGGGAUGUUCAGGCAUGGAGCAUGGUGACCUGUGAAAGCGGGUAAGUGAAACCGACGUGAUCCGCACCAAUUUGCAGCAAUGGGUAGAGACUGUAAGAUGAGGUGUGAUCUCGGCGCAGGGACAGGACUGAGGACUCCUGGUUCUGUUGGGGGGUUUUUUUGUUUUUGUUUUUUUUCCUUGUGCCCUGAAUGACUGUGGACCUUCAUGUCUCUGUGCCUCAGUUUCCCCAUCUGUAAAGUAGGAAUAACACAGACCUACCCUCCUGUGCCUGCACUCCUGUUCACCCAGCUAGCCAAAUGCUCACCCCGCUGUUUUUUUUUUUUAAUGGCUUCUUUGGUGUACUUUAAUAAACUGGAGAGGAGAAGACAACAAAUGGGGCAGUGCUAACUUUGAAUGGAAAUCUGUAUUGAGAUUGUUUUCGUAAUAAACGUACGUGCUGAUCUGAAAUUACCACUUUACUGGAGUUUAUCGAGUUCUGUUUCUCUGUGCAAAGUCAGAUCAUCAACGCAGCCCUCCAGACUGAUGGCUGAUCUGGCUGCAGAGAGAUCUUGAUCACCAAGGAUUGCAUUUAUACCUAAAGCCACUGCGUUCUUCGGUGAUCUCUUUUAAUUAUGUAUGUAGGGUAAUGAGAAUGAUCUUGCUUGCGUUUAAACUGUCGUGGGCUGUACACAUGGAUGCUCUUAGCGAUCAGUGCUCUUUUUCCAUGCCUUCAGGACUCAUCCAUGCCUUCAGGACAACCCCUCUUUGAGGUAUGUCUAAUAUUAUCUCCCUUUUUACAGCUGAGAAACAGAGGCACAGAGAGGUGAAGUGACCCACCCAAGGGUAGACAAGUCACUGGCAGAGCCAGGAAUUGAACCCAGAUCUUUGUGACAGCGUGAGGAUUCUGAGCCGGGUUUCCACCUGGUGUAAAUGGGUGGUGGUCCCUCAGUGGAGCUGACUUGCAUUACCUGAGAAGUUGGCCUGUUCUUUCCAACCCCCUAGACAUUAAAAUCCCACUGAUGCCUCAUCAGUACCUAGCAAAAGCUUCCAUGGCGGGAGAAUUCACGGUAUUCUCUGUAUAAUUCGCUCCUUCUGCUUUGUAUUCGGUGCUGGUAGUAUUAAUGUGAAGCCAGGCUCUUGGCUGCUUUGUUCCUCACCCGAAGGCCCAGUCCUCUACUUGUGGUAUCCAGGCACAUAUUGCAGAGUGGAUUACCGUGUCUCCAAUAGAGAAUUUUGCCUGAAGCAGCAGGAACAUACAAAUAACAAGGAACAAAGAUCUCAUUCAUAUGCAGCCAUGGUUAGCAAUGAAAAAGAGGGACAAAACUGUCUUUAAAUAGAACAUUUUAAAGACACCCCUCUGCCCCCUCCCGGAACGGCAGCUUAAAAUAUCAGCGCCAUCAGUUAAUGUUUCUGAAUUAGCAGUGUCUGAUGGUUUACUUCGAUUUGUGCUGGAAUUCUGUAGACGCGAGGUGCCUGUCUUCGAUCAGAGAAGUAGAUAGUGCAGUGCGUAGAGCACUAGCCCGGGACUCCGGGGAGCUAGAUUCAGUUCUCUGCUCUGACACAGAUGUCUUAUGUGACCUUGGGCAAAUC
Emys orbicularis (European pond turtle) is the source of this 3138-nucleotide messenger RNA. RefSeq names its product peroxisomal biogenesis factor 11 beta (gene PEX11B). Lineage: Eukaryota; Metazoa; Chordata; Testudines; Emydidae. Bases 1 to 741 code for a protein of 246 amino acids. Gene Ontology annotation, biological process: peroxisome fission. Gene Ontology annotation, cellular component: peroxisomal membrane. The transcript is spliced from 4 exons. The record is from RefSeq and is a predicted model, not a curated record.